Polistes dominula (European paper wasp) is the source of this 1897-nucleotide messenger RNA. RefSeq lists its product as uncharacterized. Lineage: Eukaryota; Metazoa; Arthropoda; Insecta; Hymenoptera; Vespidae. The record is from RefSeq and is a predicted model, not a curated record.
UCUGACAAAGCGUGGGCAGGCGUUUCCAUAUGGUUAUUGAACAGACUCUCAACAGAUUUUUUGGAACGGAUCUCAAACAUGAAAGAGGAGUAACGCCUAGUGUUGUUAAGCGACACUUGCUUGCAAUGCCCGCUGCAUUCCUAAUAAUGGAGAAACUUGAAAACUACUGUAAUAUUGAAACAUCGAACACGUUGAUCUUGCGGAGAGCAGAAUCUCACGUGAUAAAGAAGAUAUUCAGAAACUUCUAUUUUUUAAUUUUAUUAUUCAGAAAUUUAUUUAGAAAUUAAUUGCCAUGUGGCAAUUGAAAAAGGACAACAGGCAAUGGCCAAGAUGAUUGGUAAAAAUGCUGAGGAUAUUUCUCUUUCACGAUUAUACAGAGUMAAGAAUUUAUCAAAUGCUGGCACAGAAGUUCAUCUGAACGAUGGUAAACCGUAUGUCAAUAUUGAUAGCCAUUUACUYUUUCAAAGAAUCUCAGUAGGUAUCGGCAAUAAUACUGAAGCUCUGAAGAAAGCAAUGAAGUAUGAGCUUGCUCCAUCUCCAUUGAGUCUGUUUGAUGAGAAAGGUUGGAUGAGAAAAAACCGAAAAUGUGAUUUAUAUACGCUAUUUAAAGCCACUUUUCCAUCUCAAUUCAUUCAGGACAAUUGUACAUUUGUUGUUGAUGGGGGUUGGUUAUUACGACAAGUAGUGUGGUCUCGUGGAAAAACUUACAACGAAAUUUUCGGUCUCUACUUGUCCUACAUCAUYAAAUUUUUCCGAGAAGAUGCCGUUGUGAUAUUUGAUGGAUACCGCGAUGACAUCAUUGGAGUCAAAUCUUAUGAAAGAUUACGUCGUAAAGAACAAUGCAUGGCAGCUGAUGUGGAAAUUGCCUUAGACAAGUUAAUGAUCACUACACAAGCUAAAUUUYUGGCAAAUAUUGCGAACAAAUUUAAAUUUGUACAAUUAUUGUCAGACUAUUUAAUUGCAAAUGGUGUACAAACAGUAAUAGCUAAUGAAGAUGCCGAUAGCAUGAUUGUCAACAAGGAAAUUGAUAUCGAGAAACGCGGAAGUUCAACAAAUCCACCAGUUGUAGUCGUAGGAAACGAUAUAGAUUUAUUUAUGUUAUUAAUUGGCCUUACUCCCGAGGACACUACAAUAUAUUUCUAUAAAAUCACAUCAACUGGUAAAAAAAAAGUACUAUAUUCGACAGAAUAUUAUAAAAAAUUGAAACCAUUUAUAUUGUUUCUCAUGCGUUUGCCGGUUGUGAUUCAACGAGUGCUAUUUACAAUAAAGGGAAAAAAACGAUUAUAGAGUUAMUACAAAAUAAUGACAAAUUACGCGAUUCAAUUUCAAUAUUUUACAAAAAGGAUAGUAAUGUAGACGAAUUUUACGUUGUUGCUGAAAGAGUUAUGGGCAAUUUUUACGCUAAAAACGAGUGGAAUGAGUUACCUAUAGAUGAACUCAGAUACCGACUAUAUAGCGCUUCAUUAGCGAAGGCUAAAAAAGAAAUAUUGGCUUCAUUGCUUCCUUCUCGAUCAGCAUUAACAGAACACGUCAAAAGAGUGUACUAUCAGAUUCAACAGUGGUUGGGAGUUUCUCUAGAUGCURAACAAUGGGGUUGGAAACGAAACAAGCAAUUCAUGAUUCCGAUCAAGUCUGAACUGGAACCUGCUCCUGAAGAUUUACUAAAAUUGAUAUCAUGCAGAUGUACCAAAAGUAAGUGUGAAAAAAAUCUAUGUUUAUGCAGAAAAGCCGGUGUUCACUGUACUUACAUGUGUGCAAGUUGUGUGGAUGAAGGCCCUUGUAUUAAUAAACCUAUCAUUACCAAAACAAUUGAGGAAAUUAAUGAUGCUAAUGUACAUUUGAAGUCCGAGCCUGUAGAAGCUAAUGACAUUCCAGACGAUGACGGAGAAGAAGUCGG